CAAUGUUUACGGUACAUGAGUUUGCGGAAGCGGAGAAACUCGCAUCGCUUCUGACUUCAAUAGCAAAACUGCCCGUUUUCACAAUGAUGUGCUGAAAAAGUUUGUAAACCUCAGAUGAAUCUGAUCUAAGCAGGAUAAAGAGUUUUUGAAGGAGCAGAUCAGAGAUCAAAUCUGAAAGCGAAGGGUUUGUAUGAUCGGGAUUGAGGGCCAUCAUGAGCCGUCCACCCUCCAUGCAGCCUCAGACGUGCGGCCCCUGGGAGCUGAAGGAACGUUUGGGAACAGGAGGAUUCGGGAAUGUCACACUUUGGCAAAAUAAGGAGAGCAGCGUUCAGAUCGCCAUCAAACAGUGUCGGCAGGAGCUUAGUGCCAAAAACAAAGGAAGAUGGAGUUUAGAGAUCCAGAUCAUGAAGAGGCUGAAUCAUAUGAAUGUAGUGGCAGCGAGAGAAGUGCCAGAAGAACUCCAGAAACUUGCCACAAAUGACCUUCCAUUACUGGCUAUGGAGUACUGCCAGGGUGGGGACCUACGUAAGUAUCUGAAUCUGUUGGAGAACUGCUGUGGGAUGCGAGAGGCCGCUGUGCUGACCCUUAUUCAGGACAUAUCCUCAGCACUCACGUAUCUUCAUGGGAUGAGAAUUAUUCACAGAGACCUUAAGCCAGAAAACAUUGUCCUUCAACAGGGAGAGAAGCGGUUGGUUCACAAGAUCAUAGAUCUGGGCUAUGCUAAAGAGCUGGAUCAAAGCAGUCUCUGCACAUCAUUCGUCGGGACGCUGCAGUAUUUGGCCCCUGAGCUGUUAGAGCAGCAGAAAUACACGGUCGCAGUGGACUACUGGAGUUUAGGGACGCUGGUGUUUGAGUGUAUCACGGGAUUCAGACCUUUUCUACCAACCUGGCAACCCGUUCCAUGGCACGCAAAGAUGUUAAGUAAAAAAGAAAACGAUAUUAUGGUUUAUGAGGAUCUGAUGGGAGAGGUUCAGUACUCUAAACAUCUGCCUAAUCCACACAACCUUAACAAACUGUUAGCUGGUGAACUGGAGCGCUGGUUGCAAAUGAUGCUGAGAUGGUCUUCCAAAGAGAGAGGCAAAGAUCUGAGGCAACUGAGGAAAGAAAUCCCGGACGCUGUAAAAGAUACGGAGGACGAGAGUAAAGACGCCCAAGAGGGGAGCAAAGACUCUCCGAAGGCAACUUGUUUCUGCUUUGAUGAAUUAAACCGCAUUUUGAAUCUGAAGCUGGUCCACGUGUUGAACAUGACCUCUGCAGAAAUAUUCUCAUACACCGUGCAGCCGGACGAGGAUGUGGCGUCCCUGCAAGAGCGAAUCGCGCAGGACACGCACAUUCUUCCAGCCAGUCAGGAGCUUCUCCUGGAGGCCGGACUCGCCCUGGAACCGCACAAUAGCGUCAUGCAGUGUGCGAUCGAUUACAGCCUGUUAGACACGCGACGUGCCGAAGAGCCGCUGGUUUUCCUGUUUGAUCGUUCCUGCUGCAGCUAUGAGCCGCACUUCACUCCCAGAGUCCUGCCUGAAAACGUUCGGUUUGUUCAGAACGACCCCAAGCGCCCAUUGGCAUACGGCCCUCAGAGACGCACAUGUGGUCAAGCCUGGCACGCCAUACGCUCCCUUAAAGAAGACUGGCAGAGACUUCAGCAGGGACAGAAAGUGGCCAUAAUGAGUCUUCUCAGACACAAUGGAACGUUGUCAAAGCAGAAGAAUGAGAUGGUGUCAAUGCAUCAGAGACUUAAAGCCACGUUGGAGUUCUUCACCACCAGCCUGCACAUUGACAUUGACAAAUACCAGGAACAGAGAGCUUCUGGGAUCGCGUCUGAAAAACUACUGAGCGUCUGGCGUGAAAUGGAACAAACGGCUCUCAACUGUGGACAGACAGAAGAUGUGAAUAAGUUGGAAGAAGAGAUGAUGACGUUACAGACGGAUAUAGUGGAUAUUCAGAGACAGCCGUGGAGAAGUGGAGAGGCUUUAGAGACACUGGAGGUGAAAGCAAUGGAUUUGUUUCGGAAACUAAGAGAGAAGCCCAGAGAUCAGCGUUGUGUGGGUGACUGUCAGGAGGUCAUCAGACUGGUCGUCCAAGCCGUGCAGUUCUAUGAGAGAAAGUUACGGGACUUUUACACACACUUGAGUAAGACGAUGGUGUGCCGUCAGAGAGUUCUGGAGCUGUUGCCUCGUGUGGAGGGAAUGGUGAGCGCGAUGGCUGAAAAUGAAACUCAGCUUCUGCACCUGCAGGAGAAAAGACAGAAAGAACUGUGGAACCUUCUCAAAGUGGCCUGUAGUAAAGUUCGAAGUCCAGUGAGUGGAAGUCCAGAUGGAGGUCGAACUCCACCAGGUCCUCUGUUACCUCACAGACCUUCACAUCCCAGCAGUCUGCCUGAAAUAGAUGACUCUCACAUUGUGAUUGAGGAAAGUAAGUCGUUUGAGAAUCGUCUGCAGAGUUUAGUACAAGAAACCAUACAGGAGACGGAAAGCAGCAUGCAGAUGUUGAGAGAGUGGAAGUGGUUGAAUGGAGGACAAGAUCUGGCUUAGGAGAUGACACAAACAUACAAACGCACAAUGCUCUACUGACACCAGCUGGAGAAAACGCGAUACUGCAUGCAAUGAUGAACACAAACUUGUUUCUUAUCUUCAAGGAUUAUAUCCUACACUUCCAUUUUAUUUUUCUCUAUAGUCCACUUAUUUUAAUAAGUAUUUUUUAAUGAUAAUUUUCAUCCUGCGCUCUUCUGUAAUGUGAAAUGAGCAGCUGGAUGUCAGGUUUUGUGACACAUUCAUCUGUUCCUGCAGCUCAAAGGUCAUAGGUUUGAAUCCCAGGGAAUACACAAAUAUUGACCAAAUGUAUAUCUUAAAUGUACUGUAAGUCACUUUGGAUAAAAGCGUCUGAUAAAUGCAUGCGUGUAAAUUGCUUAAACUGUUCAGGGCAGACUAAGACGAUCUUGAAUCUUGUUAAAAGUAAACUUAAGCUACUUGUUUGUAGUGUUGAAAGUUUGAGAAGAAUUUACAAUAUCAAAUAUUUCACACAACCAGAAACAGUUCAAGGUUAUUUUCCAUUACUCUGCAGGUCCUGGGGUUUCAUUUAUAAAACAUGCGUACGCCAGUUCCCACGCAAAGGUUGUGAUCUAUAAAACAAAACAAAAAACUUGAUGCGAAAAUGGGCUUGCAGGGUGAGAUCUGAGGAAUGUUUCAUGUACGCACACUUGCAGGUGAUCUGUGACUUAUAAAGGGAACAUUGCCUUGUUUUAUAAGUCUCACUAUAUUUUGGCGUAUGACAUUUUUGGCUUUUGUGCAUACACUGCAAAAAAAAUGAUUUUCAAGAAAAAAAAUUCUUAGUAUUUUUGUCUUUAAAAAAUUCUUAAAUUAUGAUGCUUUUUCUUGAUGAGCAAAACGAUCCAAGAAAAUAAGUCUAGUUUUUA
Molecule: messenger RNA, 3409 nt
Organism: Misgurnus anguillicaudatus (oriental weatherfish)
Lineage: Eukaryota; Metazoa; Chordata; Actinopteri; Cypriniformes; Cobitidae
Gene: ikbkb
Product: inhibitor of nuclear factor kappa B kinase subunit beta
Biological process (GO): positive regulation of transcription by RNA polymerase II; peptidyl-serine phosphorylation; tumor necrosis factor-mediated signaling pathway
Cellular component (GO): cytoplasm; IkappaB kinase complex
Molecular function (GO): IkappaB kinase activity; protein binding; ATP binding
Source: RefSeq, a predicted model, not a curated record